Molecule: messenger RNA, 630 nt
Organism: Ostertagia ostertagi
Lineage: Eukaryota; Metazoa; Nematoda; Chromadorea; Rhabditida; Trichostrongylidae
Source: the annotation of a GenBank genome assembly
AUGGAGUCUCGAUCGGUGCUCAAGGGGUAUAAGCUCCAAUACCCGGGUAACCUCGGACUAGUUCUGAACGAGUCGAUGAGCACGUCAAACUUGCAGCCGAUUGAAGUUGUACCGGUCGUGGCGGCCGGUAUUGUUUUCGGUAUAUUAACAAUCAUCGGCUCCAUUUCCACAACGAUCUUCAUCGCGGUGCUUAUUCGAGGGCGAAAUCGAUUUUCUGAGUUUCCAUUCUUCGUGCUCGUCUGGCAUAUGACCGUGGCUAACGCUAUUCAUAUGGUAAUGGUCAUCUCAACAAUAAUGCCGAUCAUGCUCAUCGAGAUUGGAGAUGACAGUCCGGAACGGAUGUGGUACAUUUGGGGUUCACGAGUACUUACGCUUACCGAGCAAGCUGUGCUCUACUUCACUCUGUUGAUGACGAUCAAUCGUUUCGCCGUGUUCGUCUAUCCGCAUCUUCUUGUCGCAUUCACUCAUCUAAUUUUCAUCGGCACACGUGCUAUGAUUUUGUCGAUGCUGGCAUGGGCUUACAUAGUAUUCAUCGUCGCAUGGAAUGUCUACUCUGGUGCAACAAAGACGUUCUCGAGGAAGAAGCUCAGCAUGCAGGAUACAAUACUAGGAAACAAUUUGCUGACCACG